Molecule: messenger RNA, 8894 nt
Organism: Cyprinodon variegatus (sheepshead minnow)
Lineage: Eukaryota; Metazoa; Chordata; Actinopteri; Cyprinodontiformes; Cyprinodontidae
Gene: flnc
Product: filamin C
Exons: 46
Coding region: 295-8415 (2706 amino acids)
Biological process (GO): actin cytoskeleton organization
Molecular function (GO): actin filament binding
Source: RefSeq, a predicted model, not a curated record
CUCCUCUCAGCAUGCAACUUUAACGCGCUCAGUUCGCUGCUCCAGCUCACCUGUCACUGAAUCCACUCCUUUUUUUACUUUUAUACUGAAAGGACAACUCAUCAAGAAGGUGCCAAUUAAAACCUUUAUCAUUUAUCGGAUAAUAGAAUCCAUCUCUGCUUUGGCACAGGAGCUCUGAAUCAUUUUAAAGUCUCCAACUCUCAGCUCUCCUCUCGCUCUUUGCCACCGACGCGCAAAAACUUUUCACACCCGAGUGUCACCGAGUUAUAAACUGUGAAGGAGGAGAGAAGCAUCAUGAUGAGCAACAGCUACGGCGAGGAGCAGCUGCCUCCUCAGUACUACCAGGCCACGGACUUUGGGGAGGAGGAGGAGGACGAGAUGCCGGCCACGGAGAAGGACCUGGCCGAGGACGCGCCGUGGAAGAAGAUCCAGCAGAACACCUUCACCAGGUGGUGCAACGAGCACCUGAAGUGCGUCAACAAGACCAUCACCGACCUGCAGAAGGACUUCAGCGACGGGCUGAAGCUCAUCUCACUGCUGGAGGUGCUGAGUCAGAAGAAGAUGUACAGAAAGCAUCACAGCAGGCCCAACUUCCGUCAGAUGAAACUGGAAAAUGUUUCUGUGGCUUUGGAGUUUCUGGACAGGGAGCACAUCAAGCUGGUCUCAAUAGACAGUAAAGCGAUUGUUGAUGGGAAUCUAAAGCUGAUCCUGGGUCUCAUAUGGACGCUCAUCCUGCACUACUCCAUCUCAAUGCCCAUGUGGGACGACGAAGAUGAUGAGGAGACCAAGAAGCUGACCCCCAAGCAGCGCCUGUUGGGCUGGAUUCAAAACAAGGUUCCCCAGCUGCCCAUCAACAACUUCAACCGAGAUUGGCGAGACGGGAAAGCCCUUGGAGCCCUGGUGGACAACUGCGCCCCGGGUCUGUGUCCCGACUGGGCAGAGUGGGACCCAAAUAAGCCCGUGGACAAUGCAAGGGAAGCCAUGCAGCAGGCCGAUGAUUGGCUGGGCGUGCCUCAGGUGAUCGCUCCUGAGGAAAUCGUGGACCCAGAUGUGGACGAGCACUCGGUGAUGACAUACCUGUCUCAGUUUCCUAAGGCCAAACUGAAACCAGGCGCUCCUCUUAGAAACAAACAGCUUUUCCCAGACAAGGUCAAAGCCUACGGACCAGGUAUUGAGCCUCAUGGCAACAAAGUUCUGCAACCCGCUGUGUUCACAGUGGAAACACUGGAGGCUGGCAGUGGAGAGGUCUUGGUGUUUGUUGAGGAUCCUGAAGGACACAAAGAGGAGGCUAAAGUUAAGCCCAACAAGGAUAAAUAUGGAACCUACACAGUCACCUAUCUUCCAAAAGUGGAGGGUGUCCACAAGGUGAAGGUGUUGUUUGCAGGUCAGGACAUCAAGAAGAGCCCCUACUCUGUCAAUGUGGAGAAAGAUAUGGGCGACCCCAAUAAAGUGCACGCCAGGGGCCCCGGUUUGGAUGCUACAGGCAAUGUGGCCAACAAACCCACCUACUUUGACAUCUACACAGCUGGCGCUGGUACUGGCGACAUCAGUGUGGUCAUCGUUGAUCCCCAGGGCAAAAAAGACACCGUGGAGCUGAUUCUGGAAAAUAAGGGCGACAGCGUAUUCCGUUGCACCUAUCGCCCCAUAAUGGAGGGGCCUCACAGCAUCCACGUGCUGUUUGCAGGCCAGGAGAUCCCCAAGAGCCCCUUCAAUGUCAACAUUGCAGAGGCGAUAAAUCCCAAUGCAUGCAGAGCUACUGGCAGAGGGCUCCAGCCUAAAGGCGUAAGGGUGAAGGAGGUGGCAGACUUCAAAGUUUUCACCAAAGGAGCUGGCACCGGUGCUCUGCAUGUCUCUGUCAAAGGACCAACUGGCGUGGAGGAGCAAGUCAAAGUGAGAGAUGCAGGGAAUGGAGUGUACGAGUGUGAAUAUUACCCCAUGAGGCCUGGUAAAUACACAGUGAGCAUCACCUGGGGGGGCCAGCCCAUCUCACGCAGCCCCUUUGAAGUGGAGGUGGGAGAGGAAGCUGGUGUUCAGAAGGUGAGGGCCUGGGGCCCAGGUCUGAAGACUGGCAUGGUGGGAAAAUCCGCUGAUUUUGUGGUCGAGGCUAUCGGCACUGAAGUAGGAACUCUGGGCUUCUCCAUCGAAGGUCCAUCACAAGCUAAAAUCGAGUGUGAUGAUAAGGGCGACGGCUCUUGUGAUGUGCGCUACUGGCCCACUGAGCCAGGUGACUACGCUGUCCACGUCAUCUGUGAUGAUGAAGACAUCAAGGACAGCCCCUUCAUGGCCCACAUCCUCCCUGCUGCUAACGAUGUUUUCCCAGAGAAGGUGAAAGCCUUCGGGCCAGGACUGCAGCCGACCGGGGUCAUUGUAAACAAACCCACCGAAUUCACCAUUGACGCCCGCAUGGCUGGGAAGGGUCAGCUUAAGAUCUACGCACAGGACGCUGAAGGCUGUACCUUCAACAUCAAGAUCACUGACAGGGGAGAUGGCACGUUUCUGUGUGCCUACACUCCCAUCAAACCCAUCAAACACACCAUCAUUAUCACCUGGGGGGAGGUCAAUGUUCCCAACAGCCCCUUCAGGGUGCUGGUUGGAGAGGGCUCUCAUCCUGACAAAGUCAAGGUCUAUGGGCCUGGAGUGGAGAAGACGGGGCUCAAAGCUAACGAGCCAACAUACUUCACUGUCGACUGCGGCGAAGCUGGCCAAGGAGACAUUAGCAUCGGAAUCAAGUGUGCUCCGGGGGUGGUUGGACCUGCAGAGGCUGACAUCGACUUCGACAUCAUCAAGAAUGACAAUGACACCUUCACUGUCAAAUACACCCCUCCUGGUCCGGGCCGGUACACCAUCAUGGUGCUGUUUGCUGACCAGGAAAUUCCUAUCAGUCCAUUCAAAGUCAAAGUGGAUCCCUCCCAUGAUGCCGGCAAAGUGAGAGCGGAGGGUCCUGGACUCAACAAGACAGGUGUCGAAGUGGGCAAUCCAACCCACUUCACAAUUUACACCAAGGGAGCUGGAAAAGCCAAGCCUGAGGUUCAUUUUACAACAUCAACUCCUGGAGAGGCGGUUCGUGACUUCGAGAUCAUCGAUAACCACGAUUACUCCUACACUGUCAAGUACACGGCUCUUCAGCAGGGAAACAUGGCUAUUGCUGUUACUCAUGGAGGAGAUCCCAUCCCAAAAAGUCCCUUUCAAGUCACAGUAUCACCAGCAUUGGAUAUUGGAAAAGUGAAAGUGGAGGGCUUGGACACAAAAGUGGAGGUUGGGAGGGAUCAGGAGUUCACCGUUAACACAAAGGGAGCAGGCGGCCAGGGCAACGUAGGAGUUAAGAUGACGUCUCCCUCCGGCCGGCCAAUCCCAUGCAAACUGGAGUCAGAUAAAGCCAAAGGCACUCACGGUGUGAAGUACAUUCCUCCAGAGGAAGGGCAGUACAAGGUGGAUGUCACCUAUGAUGGAAACCCUGUGAUGGGGAGCCCCUUUGGGGUUGAAGCUGUCAUGCCGGCAGAUCCUUCAAAGGUGCGAGCCUUCGGCCCAGGCCUUAAGGGUGGCAUUGUGGGUAAACCAGCUCCCUUCACCAUUGACACAAAAGGAGCUGGGGCGGGGGGCCUUGGCCUGACAGUUGAGGGUCCCUGCGAGGCCAAAAUCGAGUGCCAGGACAACGGCGAUGGGACAUGCUCAGUGUCAUAUCUUCCCACCGAGGCUGGCGAGUACGCUAUUAACAUCCUGUUUGCUGAGCAGCACAUCCCUGGCUCUCCCUUUAAAGCCGCCAUCUGCCCAGCCUUCGACCCCAGCAAGGUGACAGCUAGCGGGCCAGGCCUGGAGAAGGCCAAGGCGGGUGAACCAGCCACCUUCACAGUGGACUGCACAAGAGCAGGCGAGGGAGAGCUCACCAUCGAGAUUGUGUCUGAAACUGGGAUCAAAGCUGAAGUACACAUCCAGAAAACAUCCGAGGGGACUUUCUCCGUCACGUACAUCCCAUCCUUCCACGGCACGCACACCAUCACUAUCAAGUAUGGCGGGCACGCUAUUCCUUACUUCCCAAAGGUCUUGCAGGUGGAACCCUCUGUGGACACAAGUGGGGUUCACGUUUAUGGGCCUGGAGUGGAGCCAAGAGGGGUCCUGAGGGAAGUCACAACCCACUUCAUUGUGGAUGCACGUGCCCUCAGCAAGGUUGGAGGCAACCGUGUGCAAGUUCAUAUUAUCAACCCCUCCGGCGCCAACACGGACACCUACAUUACUGACAAGGGAGAUGGCACUUACAGAGUGGAGUACACAGCCUUUGAGGACGGUAUGCAUCUGAUUGAGGUACUUUAUGACGCCGCAGCGGUUCCUAAGAGCCCCUUUAGGGUGUUUGUGGUGGAAGGGUGUGAUCCGACCCGUGUGCGCGCAUUUGGACCGGGUCUGGAGGGAGGAAUAACCAACAGGCCGAACUGUUUCACAGUGGAAACGAGGGGUGCAGGCACAGGGGGCCUGGGUCUGACCAUCGAGGGAGCCUCAGAGGCCAAAAUAUCCUGCAAAGACAACAAAGAUGGCAGCUGCAGUGUGGAGUACGUUCCCUUCACUCCUGGAGAUUAUGACGUGAAUAUCAACUACGGAGGCCAGCCGAUCCCUGGCAGCCCGUUCCGUGUACCGGUGAAGGACCCGGUGGAUCCAACCAAGGUGAAAUGUUCUGGACCAGGUCUGGGCGCUGGAGUGAGGGCGCAUGUUCCCCAGACUUUCACAGUAGAUUGUACGCAGGCUGGACAGGCCCCACUGGAUGUCAAACUCUACGGACCAACAGGCAGUGUGGAGCCUGUAGGUGUGAAGAAUAACGGUGACGGCACCCACACAGUGCACUACACCCCAGCGCAGGACGGCCCCUACACUGUAGCUGUUAAAUAUGCAGAUCAGGAAGUCCCACACAGCCCUUUCAAGGUAAUGUCUCAGCCUGGGCACGAUGCCAGCAAGGUCCGCGCCAGUGGGCCUGGUCUAGACACCAAAGGCGUGCCUGCCAGCCUGCCUGUUGAGUUCACGAUUGAUGCUCGGGAUGCUGGAGAAGGAUUGCUCACUGUGCAGAUUCUGGACCCAGAGGGAAAGCCGAAGAACGCAACCAUCCAAGACAACAGGGAUGGAACCUACACUGUUUCCUAUGUGCCUGAUUCUACUGGCCCUUACACAAUCACCAUCAAAUACGGAGGAGAUGAAAUUCCCUAUUCUCCAUAUCGAAUCCAGUCGCUUCCCACAGGGGACGCCAGCAAGUGUCGCCUUACAGUUUCAAUAGGAGGACAUGGAGUUUCGAGUCUCCAGAAGCUGCAGACCUCUGAGGAUACAGUCAUCACAGUGGAUGCCAAGGCAGCCGGAAAGGGCAAGGUGACCUGUAAGGUGCUAACGCCACAGGGGAUGGAGUUGGACAUGGAUGUGGUGGAGAAUCACGACGGUACCUUUGACAUUUACUACACGGCCCCCGAGCCUGGGAAGUAUGUCAUUACCAUCCGCUUCGGCGGGGAGAACAUCCCAAAGAGUCCCUUCCAUGUGGUGGCGUCCAAUGAACCAGUGGUCCCUCGCGACCCUGUGGAUCCCCUUUUUCGUCCGGUUAACUUCCUGGUGCCGUUCAUGCCACAGCAAGGAGAGAUCACAGGUGAGGUGCGGAUGCCCUCUGGGAAGACCGCCCGCCCACACAUUACUGACAACAAGGAUGGCACCAUCACGAUCAAGUACCAGCCCACAGAGAGGGGCCUGCAUGAGAUGGAUAUCAAAUAUGAAGGAAAUCAUAUUCCAGGAAGCCCCCUGCAGUUCUAUGUGGAUGCUGUGAACAGCGGAGUGGUGACUGCUUAUGGUCCAGGUCUGAGCUAUGGAAUGGUCAACAGAGCUGCUACUUUCACUGUGGUCACGAAGAAUGCAGGAGAAGGUGGUCUCUCACUUGCAGUUGAGGGUCCCUCCAAAGCCGAGAUCACGUGUAAGGACAACAAAGAUGGCACCUGCACCGUGUCCUACCUUCCCACUGCUCCAGGAGACUACAACAUCAUCGUGAAGUUUGACAAUAAGCACAUUCCUGGCAGCCCCUUUACUGCUAAGAUCACAGGGGAUGACAGCAUAACCAGAACUUCCCAGCUUAACGUCGGGACUUCAGCCGACGUGUCGCUGAAGAUUGCAGAGACUGAUCUGAGCUCUCUGGCUGCCAGCAUCAGAGCUCCUUCUGGAAACGAGGAACCCUGCCUGCUCAAAAGACUGCCCAACAGACACCUUGGCAUAUCUUUCACCCCGAAGGAGGUUGGCGAACAUGAAGUGAGCGUGAGGAAGAAUGGGAUGCAUGUGGCGAACAGCCCUUUCAAAAUAAUGGUCGGCCAGUCAGAGAUCGGUGAAGCCAGCAGAGUGAAGGCCUUCGGGAAAGGACUGGUCGAGGCGCACACUUUCGAAAUGGCCGAAUUCUUUGUGGACACCAGGAACGCUGGUUACGGCGGUCUGGCGUUGUCAAUUGAGGGUCCAAGCAAAGUGGAUAUAAACUGUGAAGAUGUAGAGGACGGGACGUGCAGAGUGACCUACUGUCCAACGGAACCCGGAAGCUACGUCGUUAACAUCAAGUUUGCUGAAAAGCACAUCCCUGGAAGUCCUUUCUCUGUGAAGGUGACUGGAGAGGGAAGGAUUAAGGAGAGUAUUACCAGGAAGAGACAGGCUUCAUCUAUUGCCUCUGUGGGCAGCACUUGCGGCCUUAACCUCAAGAUCCCAGGAAACUGGUUCCAGAUGGUUUCCGCUCAGGAAAGGCUAACACGGACAUUCACCCGUAGCAGCCACACGUACACUCGCACUGAGCGCACAGAGAUCAGUAAGACCCGCGCAGGGGAGACUAAGAGGGAGGUGCGGGUGGAGGAGAGCACCCAGGUGGGAGGAGGAGGAAGCCCCUUCAGGGAUGUGUUUGGAGACUUUCUGGGCAGAGAGAGCCUCAGCAGCUUUGCUGGCAUCACUGCGAGACCUGAGCCAGCUGAGAGCGGAUCUCAGGCCAUGACAGCUCAGGUAACGAGCCCCAGUGGGAAAACGGUGGACGCAGACAUCGUGGACGGAGGAAGCAGCACAUACAGUGUCCGCUUCAUACCCCAGGAGAUCGGACCUCACACUGUGAACGUUAAGUACAGGGGCCAGCAUGUUCCCGGCAGCCCUUUCCAGUUCACUGUAGGGCCCAUGGGGGAAGGCGGAGCCCACAAGGUCCGUGCAGGAGGUCCAGGUCUUGAAAGAGGCGUGGCUGGAGCACCAUCUGAAUUCAGUAUCUGGACCCGAGAGGCAGGAGCCGGUGGCCUGUCCAUCGCCGUCGAAGGCCCAAGCAAGGCUGAAAUCUCCUUUGAAGAUAGGAAAGACGGCUCCUGCGGCGUUUCAUACAUAGUGAAGGAGCCGGGUGACUAUGAGGUGUCAAUCAAAUUCAACAACGAGCACAUCCCUGACAGCCCGUUCAUCGUUCCAAUCGCUACGCUGUCAGAUGAGGCCCGCAGGCUCACUGUGACAAGCCUGCAGGAGAAAGACUUAAAGGUAAAUCAGGAGGCUUCCUUCAUGGUGCAGCGUAAUGGUGCCCGAGGCGCGGUCGACGCCAAAGUUCACACGCCUUCCGGAUCAUCUGAGGAGUGCUACGUCACUGAUCUCGAUGGCGACAAGAGCUCGAUCCGCUUCAUUCCACGCGAGAACGGCGUCCACUCCAUAGAUGUCAAAUUCAAUGGCUGCCAUAUUCCUGGAAGCCCCUUUAACGUUCGAGUGGGAGAUCCAGGUCUGAUUGCUGAUCCUGGGAUGGUCACUGCGCACGGCGCCGGCCUGCUGGGGGGAACCACAGGGGUGCCCUCUGAGUUCGUGGUCAACACCUGUAACGCCGGCUCAGGCGCUCUGUCCGUCAACAUCGACGGGCCUUCCAAGGUGAAGAUGGACUGUCGGGAGUGUCCAGAAGGCUACAGGAUCACAUACACGCCCAUGGCGCCCGGCAACUAUCUGAUCACCAUCAAAUACGGCGGGCCUCAGCACAUAGUGGGCAGCCCCUUCAAAGCCAAAAUCACAGGAGCGCGUCUGUCAGGGGGACACAGCCUCCACGAGACCUCCUCCGUUUUGGUGGAAACUGUCACAAAGACCGCCAAAGUCGGCGCCGCCUACAGCUCGUCGUCCUCCGCUACUUCAGCAGCACUGAAAUGUGACGCCAGCAAGGUUGUUUGUCGUGGAGCGGGACUGUCUAAAGCUUUGGUCGGGCAGAAAAACAACUUCACUGUUGACUGCAGCAAAGCAGGUACCAACAUGCUGAUGGUGGGUGUGCAUGGACCCCAAGCUCCAUGUGAGGAGGUUUAUGUCAAACACAUGGGAAACAAGAUGUACAACGUCACCUAUACAGUCAAGGAUAAAGGCAGUUAUACCGUCAUUGUCAAAUGGGGAGACGACAAUGUCCCAGGGAGCCCCUACAAAGUGACCGCACCUUAAAAAAACUGCAAUACGCAACAAUUUCUAGACCUGUACUCCUUUCUGAUCAUCUGCAAACAAACUUCUUUAGUUCAGGUUUUCUGACGCAGCACACUUUUCAAAGUGCUCACCAAAAACGAAAUAACUUUGCUUGCAGCUGUACUGAUUGUUGAAAAUCAGUUGUGCCAAUGUUUUUUUUUUUUUAUUGACUUCUGAAAUGAGUGAUACACUCAGACGUAGAUUAGCAGGAAUGGAGCAGUAGAGGGUUUGUGUGAAGCUUGUUGAUUAAAAUCUGCUCCGUCUUUACUGUAUUGAUGUAAACAGGCGACACACUUCAAUAGUUAAGAGAUGCUGAACUUAUUGAUGGUGUUAAAGUUUGUUGUUCUGUGGUUUUGUAUGGUUUAAGAAUGAAAGAUUACAUUUUUUUUGUUAUUAACCUUUUUGGUAAGUCUUUGAAGACCUAAUAAAGAUUUAUUUACUAACUUUCCUGCCAAAAAUGA